CUGCUCCUCCCUGCCCCUCCACUCUCCGUCGUGUGCUACUUCCUGCCUGACCGCUCCAACGGAGUUGGCAUUGACGAAAUGCAAAAGCCAGAGAAAACGGGAAUGCAGAAGCAAAAGAAGCGGGAAAUUGACAGACGUUAUCGACAGAAGAAGAAGAAAGCAGUGGUAGAAACCAAGAUCAAACUGGCCAUGACCAUGAUUGAAAAUGAAAAUUUAAAGUCCACUGUCCAAAAACUCGAGCAAGAAAUCAUCCAACUUACAAAGCAGCUGAAUUCGAUUGAACCAAGGCCAGAUCAGACCACAUAUGAUGAGCUGCAGCAAGAAAUCAAAUACCUGAGGGUUGAAAAUGAAGUGACCAAGUGUCUAUUGAAAGAUACCGACGCCAGUUACAUCUCAAACAUGAUUAAGGUUCUAAAAGAAAAUGAAGACAUGAAAAGAACUAUAGAACACUACGAGAGGCUCUCGUCGCAUGCAGGGUGCCUGAAAAAGCUUGAAACAUGACCACAAGGCCCUUUCAAAUGGGAUUUCUUAUAAGUUGUAGGUGGAAAAUAAUUCACAACUGGGCUGUGCUACAAUAAUAAAUCUUGUUGAUAUAAAUUUGCUGGUAAGGAGGGCAUGUACGUACGUAGAUGCUCAACGUGCCUUUCGCUGUAACCGUAAGCAGUAUAUAUAUAUAUACUGUGCUGGAGCUGUGGGUGUGUGGGGUUAAGAACUUUUGAAUAUAUUUUAU
This is a messenger RNA of Populus trichocarpa (black cottonwood), 730 nucleotides long. RefSeq lists its product as uncharacterized. Lineage: Eukaryota; Viridiplantae; Streptophyta; Magnoliopsida; Malpighiales; Salicaceae. The transcript is spliced from 3 exons. The coding region runs from base 79 to 501 and encodes 140 amino acids. The record is from RefSeq and is a predicted model, not a curated record.